UUUUUGUUUGGAUUUUUGACUCCUUUCCGUGUUUCCGGUCUCAACUCUCAAGUGUCAAACUGUCAACCAUCGUUCACUCACCCACUCACCUAGUAGUACCAGUCGGUAGAAUCGUAGUACAGUAGAAGUCACAUUUAUGUGAUGUGAUUCUUGUUCUUACACUUCAUUUUUCAUCAUCAUUCUCCCCGCAUUACGCCAUUUUCUGGAGCUCCCUCAUUUUUGCCAGUUCGAAUUGCGCAAUCAACCUACAACAGUAUAGUGUCAUCCGAUAAUGAUUUUGGGUAUGAAGAACAAGAUCAGGAGAGGUCCUAGUAUUCAGGUUGAGUACGUAAUUCAUGUCCAAGAUAUUAAGCCUUGGCCUCCAACACAAUCACUAAAAACUGUCCGUUCUGUUUUGAUCCAAUGGAAAAAUGGCGAGCGCAGUUCUGGAUCUACAAACUCUGUGGCUCCUUCGAUUGAGGAUGGAAAGAUUGAAUUCAAUGAAUCAUUUAGAGUUCCAGUAACCCUGUCAAGGGAUAUGUCAGUCAAAAGUGGUGAUGCAGAUAUAUUUCACAAGAACUUGUUAGAAUUCAACUUGUAUGAACCUCGUAGGGAUAAGACCGUGAAAGGACAGUUACUGGGGACAGCAAUUGUGGACUUAGCAGAUUAUGGUGUUAUCAGAGAAGUUAUGAGUUUAAGUGCUCCCAUGAACUGUACCAGGAGCUUUAGGAAUGCAACACAACCAAUUUUGUACCUAAGAAUUCAAGUCUAUGAUAAGGUUCGCUCAGGUGUAUCCUUGAAGGGUAAAUUUGCCAAAGAAACAUCACUUGAUAAGAACGAUGGGGACUCAGUUUCAGCUCUAAUGAGUGAGGAGUACGCUGAUGAAGCUGAGGGUUCUUCCUUGACUGAUGAUGAUAUUUCAUCACACUCUUCACUGACUGCUUCAUCUGCUUUUGAGUCCAAUGGGGCUUCACCUUCACAAAAUAAGGAGACUGGCUCGGAUAAGAGAAAAUGUCAUACAGACACCUCUGAAUUUGACUCAGAGGUUAACUUGGAAAAGGUAUCUUCUACAUCAGACCAAGUGCAUGAAAGAAGUCGACAGAUUAGUGAAGAGGUUGCUAGUCUUAAAGGUCAAAUUAUUGCAAUGUCAAUACCAGAUGAAGUGCCAUCCGUCUCUACCGGUGAAGGAAUUCCAAUGGAAACACCUGAAGAACUCAAGUCUGAACUUGAUUUUCAACUACAAGCCAAAAGGAGAAGUGAGCAAAAAUCAAAGAUUCCUGAAAGGAGCAGUUCUAUGGAGGUUACACCCACAGUUGAUAUUGAUGAUGUGGUGGUCAAAGAUGGAGACAAGCAUGAGAAUGUUGAUCAGGACGGGCGAAUGUUGGAAGAAGAAAAACAUAUAGUACAAAAUGCAUCUUCCAAUAAAUUUUCACUGGAUGUUAAUGGAAACCAAGUUAUGUCUGAAAGUGAUUCACCUCUCAUCAGGAAUGGAGUUAGGCGUGUAAGAUCUGUUCGAUCCUUAAUGGAAUCUUCUAGAAGCAACGGCUCUGCAGGAGGUUAUCUUGGAAAAAUAUCUAGUCUGGAAGUCAAUUCAGCAGAAAAAAGACGCACAUCUUCUGAUAGCAAAACUCAGGGACUAGAACAAAGGAUAAAUAUAUUAGAGAGAGAGCUGAGGGAAGCUGCUGCUCUUGAGGUCGCUCUUUAUUCAGUGGUUGCAGAGCAUGGAAGUUCCACUAAUAAGGUUCAUGCACCUGCAAGGCGCCUUUCUAGACUGUAUCUUCAAGCUGGUAAAGGAAUGAAGAGAGCAAGUGCAGCCCAAAGUUCAGUUUCAGGAUUAAUUGUUGUUGCAAAAGCUUGUGGAAAUGAUGUUCCAAGGUUGACCUUCUGGUUGUCAAACUGUGUUGUGCUCCGAGCAAUUCUCUGUGAGGCCUUUGCAGAAGAGCAGUUGCCAGUAUCUGCUAGCUCUUUAGCAGAAAUUGGAGAUGGCAAAGGAAUGAAUCAGAAAUCAUCAUCACUAAAAUGGAGGCUUUCCUCUUCUGACAAGCUAGCUAAUAAAUUUGGGGCAAAUGGAAGUUUUCAAGAUUGGGUUGAUCCACAUGCAUUCAUGUCUGCAUUAGAAAAAGUUGAAUCUUGGAUCUUUUCACGAAUUGUCGAAUCUGUUUGGUGGCAGACUUUGACUCCACACAUGCAGUCUUCAGCUGCUCAGAUGAUUAAUAAUGUAGCGGACCCUGGCAUUCAGAAAAAGUAUAGGAGGUCAUCCUCUUAUGGUGAUCAAGAGCAGGUCAACUUUUCAUUAGAACUUUGGAAGAAGGCAUUCAAAGAUGCCUGUGAGAGGCUUUGUCCACUGCGAGCUGGAGGUCAUGAUUGUGGCUGCUUGCCAGUGCUGGCUAAAUUGAUAAUGGAGCAAUGUGUAGCAAGACUGGAUGUAGCCAUGUUUAAUGCUAUUCUUCGAGAAUCUGCUGAUGAUAUGCCAACUGAUCCUGUAUCUGAUCCUAUUAGUGACCCGAAGGUUCUCCCAGUUCCGGCAGGGAAAUCAAGCUUUGGUUCUGGUGCACAGCUUAAAAACGCAAUUGGAAACUGGUCUAGAUGGUUAACUGACCUGUUUGGCAUAGACGAUGAUGAUGAUCCACCUGAAGAUGAAAGGGAAGGUAAUGAAGAUGAUGAUGGCGAGGGACUUCAAUAUGAUUCUUCCUUCAAAUCAUUUUAUCUGCUGAAAUCGUUGAGUGACCUCAUGAUGCUUCCAAAGGACUUGCUAUUGAGUGAGUCAGUCAGAAGAGAGGUGUGCCCUACAUUUGGUGCCCAUAUUAUUAAAAGGGUUCUUCAAAAUUUUGUUCCUGACGAGUUCUGCUCAGACCCAGUCCCAGAUGCUGUCUUUGAAGCUUUGUCUGAGUAUGUCCAUGAUGAAGAUGAAGCAUCAAUCACGUAUUACCCGUGUACAGCACCUGCGUUAUUUUACUCUCCUCCACCAUCUUCACUGGCCAGUGUUAUUGGGGUUAAUUUGGGAACACAAACCUCAUCCCAGUUACGAAGAAGUGGAUCGGUACUUAGAAGGUCAAACACUAGUGACGAUGAAUUAGAUGAACUGGAUUCACCACUCCAUGCCAUUCUCAGUGAAGGUUUCCAGGCAUCGCCUGCUCAAGUCAAACAGAAUCUGAAAGAUGUGGAUAAUCACCGGGAAAAUGUCAUCAGAUACCAACUACUUCGUCAAGUUUGGGAUGGAGUAGAAUCAUGAAUAUAGUUGUGCAUAUAAUUGUACAGAUGUAUGACCUGUAAUGUAGCAAUGAUAGUUUUCCGGUCAAUUUGUAGAUAACCCCUGUUGUGAGUUGUGACUACUUAAACGACACGAGGAACUAAUAAAUCUUGGAUAAAAGUAUUCUCUUACAA
Spinacia oleracea (spinach) is the source of this 3363-nucleotide messenger RNA. RefSeq lists its product as uncharacterized. Bases 272 to 3211 code for a protein of 979 amino acids. The transcript has 10 exons. NCBI's taxonomy places the organism in Eukaryota, Viridiplantae, Streptophyta, Magnoliopsida, Caryophyllales, Amaranthaceae. Gene Ontology annotation, cellular component: nuclear pore. The record is from RefSeq and is a predicted model, not a curated record.